This is a messenger RNA of Staurois parvus, 340 nucleotides long. The record is from the annotation of a GenBank genome assembly. Lineage: Eukaryota; Metazoa; Chordata; Amphibia; Anura; Ranidae.
AUGGGCCCCUGUACCGCCUUCCUCAUGCUGACCUGCCAGGGGUCCAGCAGUGUGUCAUAGUGUGUCAUGGGCCCCCGGUUACCAUGACUCCUCAUGCUGGCUGCCAGGCCCCGUAAUCUGUCAGGGGCCCCUGUACCGCCUACUCAUGCUGCUGCCAGGUCCAGAGUGUGUCAUGGGUCCCUGUACGGCCUCCCAUUGCUGCUGCCAGGCCCGUAAUCUGCCAUGGGCCCCCGUACCGACUCCUCAUGCUGCUGCCAGGCCCAGUGUGUCAUGGGUCCCUGUACGGCCUCCCAUUGCUGCUGUCUCCAUCGCCACACUCUGCCAUGUGCCACUUUCAGGU